CAUUAGCAAUUCACUUCAACUUGUGACAUUACCGGUGAUACAUCAAGUGGUGUGUUUAGUCUGUUUAUACUAUAAGUUACUAGUCAUAGUUACUUUCCGUUUACAAUGGACAUGGAAAUCUGCCAGAGCUGUGAUAGAGAUUGGGAGGCCCACAAAAACAAGAUUAUUGUAAGUGGGAUCUUAUAUUAUUCAAAUCUAUUUGUGAAAAUGAGGCAUGUUUUUUCUGUGAUAAAUAAAUUAAUUUAUUAUGUUAUUCAUCACAGCUGAAAUCAAUAAUUAUUAUUACAUUGCAAACACCUUUGCCGCUAACCACAUUGACUUAUCAGUUAUCUGGUGUAGAUGUUUUCUUGUAGCCUAUUGAAGCUUCUCGCUUGUGACAAUGAUAAGAAUAAGAAAUUAACUACGCGUAAUCUCCAUGAUUUAUCACUUAGUUUGAUACAAUCUAGUCUCUUAUUUCACAAUGCAAUUAUACGAUUGCUGGUGACCCCAAAUUCGACAGUUGCCCGAAUGCGAUGGACCGCGAGCAGUUGCAGCAGUACCCCUGUCCGGAAGCAGUGCUCGAACUGGGUCCCCUUUGCCCAGUCACCUGCGAUCUCCUCACGGCCUGCAUGGCUCACCCCGAACAGGUGUCGGCCGAGGGCCGCCGCUUCGCCGCCAAGUUCGUCUUCCAAAGAGCCAUGGAGACUGUUCUCAACGUUGAUGUGGCAGUCGAGGUGGCCACCACAGUCAUGGCAAAAGAGGAGAACGACCCAGUCUUCACAACGAGACUGACCAGUUGCUUGGAUCUUACCUACGUCGAACGCGAGAACCUCAUACCUAUGAAACACAUCAACGUCACACAUUUCCUCAAGCGACUCUACACUGUUCUCAAAAAUCGAAAAGUAUCCGUCAGAAUCUUCAACACCGAACUACCAACCUAUUUUCUGAACUGUAUGCUGACAUGGUGUCAUAGUUGCUUUGAGAAGCCCAAUCUCUAUUCAGUAUCAGCAAUGGACGCAUUUCAUGGUAUAAUUAAUAGAAACACGGCAUUAGUCAUGCGCAAGAAGUUCCCACGUAGAACAACACGACUGAGAGGAUGUAUUGCGAAAGCAGUCUCUCGAGGCCCUCUACAGAAAGGAGUCCGACUUCUUAUGUGGGAGAUCCUACAAUUUUUCCCCAGGGAUGACUAAAAUAGAAAGAAACUUCGAAUGAAGAUAUUUUCUUGGAAUUCAGAACUAGUUUUUGAACUUAUCAGUACUAUUAAUUAAGCUUUAUGAUACCGGUAAUUUGAGGUUUAACUGUAAUUUAAAUACCAAAUAAUGAAUUAUUGUCUAGGAUGAACAAUUUUCCUAUUAAUUAUCAUCUCAAUAAGAAAUUAGAAUUGACAAAAUUAUAAUAAUUCACUAUUCUCCCAGAAGACUGAAAAAUGGGAUUCCCAAAAAUUAAAACUGAGCUUUCCCAAAGAUAAAUUUAUUUUUAAAUAUAGACUAAUUAUUAUAGAAUACAUUUUGUUUAAAAUAUAUACGGUAGCUUUGUUCUUAUGUAAUUUGAUCUCAGAAUACUCAAACCGCUCGCUGUUUAUUAGUUUAGUCCAUUAAGAAAAAUGUGAAUUUAUUGUUAGUAAUAUCAUCAAGAUUUAAUCAUUUGAUUUUGUUCUAGUGCUCAACUUGUGAAUUGUUUUCUAUUUCCACUAUAAAAUAAGCCAAACAAAAAGGACUAGGUAACUUUCAAGUUUUGGAAGAUGUAUUUGAACCUGCAGUCAUAAUAGUCUAGUCUUGUGUUAUUUAUUCCUAUCUUACUAGUCUUGAGUUAUCUACAGUUCAGACUAAGCAACAGGGAUUAUUGAGUAACUUUAUCCUUGGUAAUUAUUUCCCACGUAAUUGUGUAAUUUUAUCAACGAGAUAGUCAAAAUAAUUAAAUUACUACUUACAGCAUUAGGUAUAUUAUAGGCUAAUUCUUAUUUGACGAGCAAUAUUCUGUGAAAAUUAAUUUUAAUAUUGAUUGAUCUCUCUAUAAAAUAGCCAUAUCAUAAUGGUUCUCUGUAGAUGAUGAUAAUGUAACUAGAAUCUGUACAUAUUGUAAAUAAAUAUUCUAUUUAGAAAUACACAGUGUACGAUUAAUGCUUGAGUUUUUGAAUCCUCAAAUCAAUAUUUUGUCAAGUUCUAGACUAAUUGAGUUAUAAAAAAUGUAAUUAAUAUUAAAACCAUGGUUAAUGAAGAAUAUUAAGCGAAUUAUAUGUAACAGUACAACAUAGAGAACAAUAGUAAUUAAUUUGUUUUCUCAACAUUCAAUUUUUUAUAUUAGCUUGAUUGUUGAUCAAUUUGGUAACUAUGAGCCAAAUUGGUUUUAAUCAUGAGCAGAAUCCUAUUACGAUACUAUAAUUUCAAGUAUCCUACUACGAAAAUGAGACUUCAUUCAUUCAAUUUAAUCAUGAAAUGGGAUCUUGAAAGGCAAGUGGUUCAUGAAAAGUAAUAAAUUUUCAUCACUUGAUUUGAUUGAUGAGAAGCAAAUUAUGUUCUUUUUUACUAUCAGUCAUCUUCAAUUCACUAUCUUGAUCUUACAAGACAAUGAGGAGCUAAGUCUACAUAUAGCAAUAAAUAUUACAUUAUCAUUAUUCCACAUUAUUAUUCACGGACAUGGUUCAGCA
Nilaparvata lugens (brown planthopper) is the source of this 2626-nucleotide messenger RNA. RefSeq lists its product as uncharacterized. The transcript is spliced from 2 exons. Lineage: Eukaryota; Metazoa; Arthropoda; Insecta; Hemiptera; Delphacidae. The coding region runs from base 513 to 1169 and encodes 218 amino acids. The record is from RefSeq and is a predicted model, not a curated record.